This is a messenger RNA of Toxotes jaculatrix (banded archerfish), 4314 nucleotides long. It is a transcript of the gene gnpat, whose product is annotated as glyceronephosphate O-acyltransferase. The coding region runs from base 158 to 2215 and encodes 685 amino acids. NCBI's taxonomy places the organism in Eukaryota, Metazoa, Chordata, Actinopteri, Toxotidae. Gene Ontology annotation, molecular function: glycerone-phosphate O-acyltransferase activity. Gene Ontology annotation, cellular component: mitochondrial membrane; peroxisomal membrane. The record is from RefSeq and is a predicted model, not a curated record. Gene Ontology annotation, biological process: ether lipid biosynthetic process. The transcript is spliced from 17 exons.
UCUGCCACGGAAAUGCCAGCUUACACGCCCAUGUGAAGUUCUGCAGCUGCUCUUAUCAACCAGAAGUAUUCGAUCAAGAGGCCGGACUGUAUAGAUAUCUAUGCACGUCUGACUUCACCGGAUGCGGCGUCUAUGUGCUGAUAAAGUGUGAUAAAAUAUGUCAUCCAAAGCUGUUUAUUCGCAUAGAGACCCUAUGCUGAAGAAGAGAGAUGACUUUGAGGACAUUUUGGAGGAGAGGAGGAACUCCAGUGACCUCAGAUACGCUCUCAGAUGUUACACUCCUGUUCUUUACAAGGGAGUGUCUCCCUGCAAAGCCGGCAUGCUGAAGAACAUGGUGCUUCAGUCUGAUCAGCUACACUAUGUCAUCAAUCAGGUUUCCAAAGACACAGGCAGGGCUGUUGAUGACAUCCAGGAGGAGGCAUCGGCCAUCUUGGAGGAGAUGGCUCACCGCAUGCAGCUCAGCACCAUUCGCUUUUUCGCCUUCACACUCAGCAAAGUCUUCAAAACCUUGUUCAGGAGCAUCUGUGUCAAUGAAGAAGGCAUUCAGAGGCUCCAACAGGCCAUUCAGGAGCACCCAGUCGUCCUACUACCCAGUCACCGUAGUUACAUGGACUUCCUGCUGAUGUCAUACCUCCUGUACACCUACGACCUGGCUCUGCCUGUCAUUGCUGCAGGAAUGGACUUCAUGGGGAUGAAGUUUGUUGGGGAGAUGCUGCGGAUGUCUGGAGCUUUCUUCAUUCGACGGUCGUUUGGUGGAGACAAACUGUACUGGGCCGUCUUCUCAGAAUACGUCAAGACCAUGCUUAAGAAUGGACUUGCACCAGUUGAAUUUUUCCUGGAGGGGACGAGAAGCCGAACGUGCAAGUCUUUGACUCCAAAGUUAGGUCUGUUGAAUAUAGUGAUGGAUCCAUUCUUUAAGGGAGAAGUGUUUGACGUUAACUUGGUCCCAAUCAGCAUCAGCUAUGAGAGGAUCCUGGAGGAGGCGCUCUAUGCCAGAGAACUACUGGGUGUACCCAAACCCAAAGAGUCCACUUCAGGUCUGAUUAAAGCCAGAAAGGUCCUCAGUGAAGACUACGGCAGUAUCCAUGUGUACUUUGGUCAACCUGUGUCCGUCAGAAGUUUAGCCGAGGGCAGAGUUAACCGCUCCCAGUUCAACCUGGUACCAAGACACAUCCCUAAGAAGCCUGGUGAGGAGAUCCACAAAUUUGUGAAUGACUCGGCCUACAGGCUGGUUCGGGCCCAGGAGGAGAACAUGGUCCUGAAGCCGUGGGUCCUUCUGGCCUCCCUGCUGCUCCAGAACCACCACCAGAACAAGGAGCUGGGGCAGAAACAGGGGAUAGCACUGGACGAGCUGACUGAACGAGCUGUGUGGCUCAGGGAUCUUUCCCGACAGUAUGGAGCCUUCCUCCACUGGCCUGACCACAUGCCUCCAUCAGAAGUAGUCUCCUCCAGCCUUUCACUGCACCGAGGUCUAGUGAAGAUCUCUGAGGGGAGAGUCCAGCUGGCAUUGGAACAUGCAGGAGGACAAGCGGGGGCGGGGGAACGCCCCAGCACUCUUACCCCAGAAGAGGAGCUUAUGGGCCAGGCAGUCAUCGUACUCUCCUGCGCCUCCUACAGGAACCAGGCACUGCACGUCUUCCUCCGUCCAGCGCUGUUGGCCUCGGCCAUCCACACUGCCUCCUCCAACAAGAAACAGGAGGUGUUUAACAGCUUCAGCUUCCUCAGAAACAUGUUCUCCAACGAGUUCAUCCUCUGUCCUGGAGCUACAGUGCAGGACUUUGAGGAGGCCUGUUAUCUCCUGGUGAAGACCGGAGCUCUGCAGGUUACCCAGCAGGAGGUUCUGGUGACUGAAAGAGGACAAAGAACACUGAGCUUCCUCACUAGUUUGCUAGAUCCCUUCUUACAAGGAUACCAGGUGGUGUGCGGGUUCCUGUGUGAAGACAACACAGAGGCACUGACAGAAAAACAGUUUAUUCCUGUCGUCCGGAAGUUCAUCAUCAAACAUCUUCUAGCAGGUAGACUAAGAUACACUGAGGUGCUGUCAUCUGACCUCCAGAAGAACGCUCUGGCAGCGUUGCUAAGACUUGGAGCUGUACGGAAAAUCAAGGGAGCGGAGCAGGGAACUUUAAAGGUCAACAAGGUGAUGGUGAACUCAUUGGAAGACACUCUAGGAGGAAGACUCCCAACUCAGAAAGCCGUCACCGCUCGCCUCUAAUUCACCGACCUCAUUAGCCAAAGGAGAUGAGAGACGAUGAAGGGUCGAUUGUUUUUUAUCUGCAUCGACAUCUCAGCUCUUCUGCGCGUGGUACAGCACAAGUUGGCGCGGCUUGUCAUAAAGGAGGUCCAACCUAACUAACUGCUUUCUAUGAGAGGUGGAACAAAAGCCAUCUGGAGACAGCUCAGAGCCUUUUAUUUUCUUUUUCUUUAAUUUCUCUAUCUUCUUCUCACCUCUCUUUUCAAAAUGCCUUCUUCUUCCUGAGACUCUUCUAUUGAAAAUCUUUUAUAUACGUACAUAAAACCAGACGAUGAGUAAGGCCUUUGAGGGUGUAUUGCUUUUGGCUCAUUCUGAAUAACUAACCUUUUGCAGCCUUGUGAAAGCUUCUGAAUGUGCCAACUCCACUCAGGAUAGUGGCCAUUUUCCAUUAAUGCAUUUGAUAUGUAUCCACUAACUCUCAGCGUGGCUUUUCUUUCUGUUAUUCUCAGUGCACCCUUUCAUCCAAGCUUCAGUUUGUUUGGUAUUAGCUGUCUCUCCUAGUCUUGCCUCUCUUUUAUUUUGAGCACUUUAAUGAAUUUAUUCAUGCAAUGUGGUGUGGACCUGUAUCUUAACUGUCCUUUCGUGCACUGUUUUCUCUUUUUUUCCCUAAUUUUUUUCUGCUUGUUUUUUUGUGCGUGAAACAGUUGCUAAACUGGAUGGAUAAGAAAAAUAUUGAAUCUGGUACAAAUAAUUUUUUUUUGCACUGUAUGAACUAAAAAGUUUAUAUAUUUGAGUUGAACUUGCCACGAACCAAAGGCCUACUUCAAAAAUAGUACCAGGAGUCAGUGUUGGUUCAAGUUUGCCACCCAGCCACAGGCCUUUUGCCAACAGUCCGAGGUACAAGGACACGCAGUACAUUCGUCUUUGUUUACACAGUGGAGAUGAUGCUACAAGUCUAAUGGCAGUGCCACAGAGUUGCCAAACUCCAGAUGAAAUUGCAGUUAGUUAUACUGAAGCACUACUAGCUACACCAAAGGAGUAAGUUUUUGUUGAGUUUUUGUUCACUGUUUGGGGAUAAUUUACAUGUUUUCUCAUGUUCUCAAGUCUAGGAUAGUUACUGAAGUUGCUUCAUAGUUACUGUGUUUUUUAAAAGUCAGGAUAAAUUCAAAAGUUGUUUAAUAUUUAGCCUUUAUUUAUAUUAAAAAUAAGUGAUACGCACCUCAUAUAAUUUUGUUACAAGGGAAAGAAGAAGCAGAAGAACAGACGAGUAACACAUCAGGACUUUAUGAACAAGGAGCUUGAGGAGUUGGGCCAAUGGGUGAUUUUUUUUUUUUUUUUUUUUGGGGGGAGACUCAGGAUUACCUACUGACACAUUGUUCAGAAGUGUGCAAAGUUUUUAUCAACGUUUUCAAAUUAAAACUAGGGUAGUUUAAAAAUCCUUAUAUUGAAGCUAUUUAUUUGGUAGCGAACUAGCAGUGCAAUCCUGUUACCUUGAAACCCCAUCUCAGUGUCAGCAGCAGAUUGAGUUUUACUGAUACAAGCAGAGCUGCUCGGGAGGCUGAAGAAGACCAAUCAGCUGAGUUAAACUUCAUGGUCAAAACAAAAAGCCACAGGUUCUCUGGCACUUCAUCUGCAUCUUAACAAAAACACAGGUCCAAUAUUCCUGUAAAACACUGGCUAAUCAUAUGGCUGAUAUUCCUCAAGUUUCAAGUUUUUUUACCUUGAUGUUUAGCUAAUUUUGAAACUUGCCAAAGUCGCCUGUAUAUCUUUCACUUCAAAAUUAUAUGCCACCUUCAUCUUCUUUGAUUUGAUGUUGCCAGAUACUCAGCUUGAAACACCUGUUCUUAGGCUUCCCUCACUGAGGUUAAUUCAGUCACCAACACAGCAGCUCUGCGUUGAAGAAAUCUUUGUACAGCUAUAAUCUGCUUGUCAACAUGUCAUCCAAAGUGUUUUUUUUUCAGCAGCUUUUAUAUAAUGUCUAAAUAUUUGAUUCCUUUGUGUAUUUGUGCGUUUGUGUGUAUGUUGUAUGUUUUGGGUGAGGCCUUUUAGUACUCAGUGUACAGGCUGAUGAAAUACAAGAGCAUGUUAAUAAAGUGUUUUGAAAUACAAAUCAUAGCCCA